Messenger RNA from Zychaea mexicana, 2336 nucleotides. RefSeq lists its product as uncharacterized. Lineage: Eukaryota; Fungi; Mucoromycota; Mucoromycetes; Mucorales; Lichtheimiaceae. The record is from RefSeq and is a predicted model, not a curated record. The transcript has 4 exons. Bases 446 to 2026 code for a protein of 526 amino acids.
UCUCUCUCUCUCUCUCUCUCUCGUAUAGAUACUCCUUUACUCUACCACUCUCCGAUUCCAUAUCUAUUCCGUGUUUUUCUUUCUUCUUUCUGGGUUGUCAUUGUUGUGUAUAUCUCUCUUUCCCCAUAUCUCUAUCUCUAUCUCUAUCCACUCGCAACUUCUUUGUCUUGCCGCUUUUCUCUCCCCUUCCAACAGUUACCAUUCCCUUUCUCUUGUUAGAUAAUUCACUCUUUUGAUCUUGCAUUUCAUAUCAAGGUCACACAUACGCAUUCGCACAUCAUACGCUUUUUCUUUGUUACAUAUAACACGAAACGCAACCCGAUACUGCCUAAAAAAACGUGGUUCUUGGUUAGUUGACCACAACAACAGCAACAGCAACAACCUUUGAUUUCAUGAUUCUUUGUGUUGCGCUCAGACACAGGGUCUCGUGGUUGUUUCGCAAUCAAUGCAUUUUCUUUGUCUUUCGUCUUUUUAUAAACAUUCAAGACUAGCUGCCAACAAAAAGAUAAUUUUCUCUUUCUUUUCGUUUUGUAAAACAAUGGGAUCUGCUCUUUCUUCCACUUUAUCAGAAGAGACGGAGGCCUUGAUGACCACAUCGCCCCACAAUAAUGAUAUACUAGCUCAAAAGCAACAACCGUCUUCGUCAGAAAUGAUGUAUAAUGACAGUGUCCAACAAGUCAUGCAGACGACAACAAGGACUCCAGGGGUCUCCGACAAUCAGGUGGUGCAACAGCAACAGCAAAAGCAACAGCAGCCUCAUAAAAAAUGUCAACAGGUCGCUGACGCCGUCAACCACGACGACGACGACAAGAAGAAAAGAAUAGACAAGAAAAAAGAUCGCAAGGCCCAACAAAGACGAUACCCAAAAGCCUUCAUUGCCCAGCCACGCGUACCCUCCGGCUUACCUCGUUCGCCACGCAAAAGCGACGUUCUUCGUGCCAUCGAAAGUCUCGCUCAAACCCCCCAAGAUGGGAAACACCUCUAUGCAUUCUUACGUGACUCCGUCGAAGCUACAAUCCAAAAAGUCAGAUCAGACACAUUAUUAAGCAGCAACAGUGGUCAGCAGCAGCAGCAGCAGCAGCAGCAGCAAGAACCUAUUUUAUUCUGGAAAGAUUUGGAUAAAAGAAUGCGUGACCUUGCGAUCAGUGUUCUGGUCAGAAUAACAAACAGUAUCAUACCGCUUCAUUUAUGUGAGAAUCUUUGGAUUGCUCGUUUUCUGUUGCUUAACAAAUGGAAUGAUGAAGCAGCAAGGAUGGAUCAACGGAAUCGACGACGCGUAGAAAUGCCAGCCACAGUAACAGUACGACAAAGGCGUCCACAGCUAUUACAGGAACAACAACAACAACAGCAGCAGCAACGAUCAGAUCAGCAUCAUAGUUUUAAUGAAAGUAAUAUAGUUACUGACGAUCAACAACAGCAGCAUUAUCAAGUUUCUGCAACGACGACUACUACUACUGUAGAUGAAGAUACAAUAACUAUCAGAUCAGACAGUACCGACACUUGUAGUUAUUUCAGAGAAGAAGAAGAAGAAGAAGAAGAAGAAGAAGGACGACAUCAACAAAAACGCUCUAUGAAUGAUAACUAUUACUGCAAUAUUGACAGUAGUAAGAACGGCGGCAGUGACUCCCGUAGUGCUCAUCAGCAGAGUUAUGAAAGAGAGGAGCAAUUAUAUCACGAUUACCUGCAAACAUUGAGAGAACAAGGACUUGUUGUAUCAAGCGCUGCUUCUGUGUCAACUUCAUCAUCCAUAGCAGCAACAGCAGCAGCAGUAAGAGCACCCCUGAUUGUACCAGCAUCACCAUCACGCAGUGUCUGUAGCGCCUUUUCGGGUGAUUCACCUUUUUCGGAUCCAGAAUGUGAUAAAGAAGAAGGAACAGAAUCGAAUAACAGCAGUAACAGUACUGACAACGAUGGUGCUCAUGAAUUCUCUUUUAAUGUUUCAGCUAUAGAUCUCACCAGUCUUUCCAGUUACAAUCAGCGCUAUGAUGGUGACGAUGAACAAGAAGACGACUCUAUGAUGAAAUGAUGAUGCUGAAGCGAAUUCAUAGUAUUAACAACAACAACAACGACAUUUUUUGAUACGCCUUUCGAUUCCAUUGUAAUCUGCUUUUGCGACUGACAACAGAUAAUACUAUUACGCACUCCCUACCAAUCUUCUCUCGCAUUUUCCUGUCCAUUAUAUCCUCCUGGCUUUUCCGAAAUCUAUAAUGAUAGACAUAGAUACUUAUCAUAUAUAUUUCAGCACUAUAUAUCUUACACAUGGACAGCACAAGAUAAAAUCCUCCAAUAACGAAAUGUCUGACAACAGCAAAAUAAAGAAACAGAAUGUCUAAAUG